Molecule: messenger RNA, 3070 nt
Organism: Schistosoma rodhaini
Lineage: Eukaryota; Metazoa; Platyhelminthes; Trematoda; Strigeidida; Schistosomatidae
Source: the annotation of a GenBank genome assembly
GUGGGUAGUAAAGAAUAAAUCCUGAACCUAGGUUUUAUGCAAAUUAGAAAGUGAUCCUUGGUACCUGGAAAUAAAGUUGUUGUUUGUAAACUCGAAUCCUGACAAUUUAGUAAAUGGUACAUAUAACGUAAAGAUUAUGGAAAAUCCUUUUGAAUAGUACUACGAACAGUAUAUUUCUUAUUUCUGCUAUUAUCAAUAGCUUUAUUCAAUAUUAUAUUUUUGGUACAAUAGAGAAUUCUUAACGCAACGUAUUUCAACAAGUUUCCGUUUCGCAAUUGUUGGUCGAUCCUGACAAUAAAUAUUAAGUGAUCGCCAGUUAGAAAUUAGCAGUCCAGUUAAUCGACAACUAUAUAAUUUGCAUUCUUUUCGUUGCAUAUUGCCAGUAACCACAAUAUCGUUGAUUGGGUCUUUUGUAACUUGUAGAACAAAAAGGUUGUACACUUUUCAAAAACGCACUUGAAUAGGUAAUAAGACUAAUAGGCAUAAUUAUGUGUUAAAACAAAUAAUAUUAAAUAACUUGUUGAAAUAUCUAGAUGGCAGGAUCAGGUAACCUUGAUGUUUAAGCAGACCGCCAAGGUCAAUACAGACAUCAGAAUUUAUGGAAGACUGAAACGUUUUCUUUUUUAGUAAAGAUAGCUAGUUACAGAAGAGAGUAGCAUGAAGACUUAAACUAAAUGAAUUACUAUUUUCAUUCACAUGCUCUGUUAGUUGUGGUGGAAAAAAAGAACCUUUGACUGGGAAAAUUAUUUGAUCCACCAUAAGAGUUCACAAGGGUGAAAACUAUAAUGAUAAAAAAACGUUUACACCUACUUUGGGAAUAGAUUACAGAACUGUGAGAAAAGAAAAACACUUACAACAGGCUUCGUAUGAUUCAUAGUCCGCUGAUGAAGUUUGACUAUAGUCUAUCUUUAUUGAAAACCAAUAAAAAUUAAAAUCGCAUGCAAAUUUGUGUUCUGAUUUUGUUACUUACUUACUUACUUACUUAAGCCUGUUAUUGCGCGUGUAGGAGCAUAGGCCGCCCACCAGUAUUCUCCGUCCAACUCUGUCCUGGGCAAUUCCCCUGGGUGGACAAGCCGUGUCCGCCAACCCGGUUAAAGCACCGGACAUUCGCUUUUCGUCCUCUCAAUUUCGUAAACAACAUCCCCGUCACGACAUUGCAGUGAGUGGGACUUCUCUGGCAGAGGCUAUAUACACGUGGCCAUGUGAGAGCAUUUGGAGAGGGAGAGUGGACUCUUCUAAUUCUCGGCCGUACCAGGGGAUUCGGAGGCGUAGUCCUUUCAGAUGCUACAGGAGAUCUGGGUUGUUUUGGUUUCAUUCUAUUAGGAUUAUCUUAUUUACUGGUCAUUAUAACAUUUCCUCUAUCAUUAUGCUUUACUACUCGAGUUAUUGCCGAAUAUGAACGAGCAGUUAUCUUUCGUUUGGGUCGAAUACUUCCUGGAGGUGCUAAAGGUCCAGGUUUAUUUUUUGUUGUACCAUGUAUGGAUCGUAUGCGUAAAGUGGAUUUAAGAACAGUAACAUUUGAUGUUCCACCACAAGAAGUACUUACACGUGACUCUGUAACAGUUGCUGUAGAUGCUGUUGUUUACUAUCGUAUUUAUAAUCCAGUUGUAGCAAUUACAAAUGUUGAAGAUGCUGAUCGAUCAACACGUCUUCUAGCAGCAACUACUUUAAGAAAUGUAUUAGGUACAAAGAAUUUAUCUGAAAUUUUAUCAGAACGUGAUACAAUCUCUGGUAUGAUGCAAACCAUGUUGGAUGAAGCUACAGAUCCUUGGGGUGUAAAAGUUGAACGUGUUGAAGUUAAAGAUGUACGUCUUCCUGUUCAAUUACAACGUGCUAUGGCAGCCGAAGCUGAAGCAGCUAGAGAAGCUCGAGCUAAGUGGAUUCUUUUUGAAAAUAUGCAUAUAAAAACUAACAACAAAGAAAAAAAAAAGAAGGAAGGGGGGGAUUUACAUAUAUUCAAUCAAAUCAGAAUAGUUUUCUUAUGUUAUUUUAUUUGUGAAACUAAUCAAUUUGAAUCACUUUCAUUGAUUCGGAUCAUUAUCAUUAUCUUCAUUGUGAUCAUCCUAAUUUAUCAUAUUGUCUUCUUUAUUUUCAUUUUACAAUGAAUCACUCACUAUAUAGCAAACUAAUUGUCUUUUUUUUAUACAUAUACAUUUAUAUGUUAUUUUAUCUAUAAAAUUAUUCAAUUAGAAUCAUUUUCAUUGAUCCCGAUCAUUAUCGUCAUUCUCAUUUAUCAUAUUGUCUUCUUUAUCUUCAUUUUAUAAUGAAUCAUUAUAUAGCAACUAAUUGUCCUCUAAUAUACUUCGAUAUUUCAUUUGGGUUAUAAGAUCAAUAUUGAAUAACUGAUGUAAAAUCUCUCAUCAUAACUUAUAUACAUUAUUAAUCUCCUUUUCAUUUUAUUUAUCUAAUCAAUAAUUCAAAAUAGAUGUAUAUAAUUUAUAUUAAAUUAUUUAUCAAUGAUAUAGACAUUUGGUUCUUUAAAUUGAAAUCAUUUUUUUUUUUCAUACAUUUACCAUGGAUACAUAAAUUGAUCUAUAUUGAUUAUUAGGUGAUAAAUAUUGAUUUAUUAAAUAACCUAAUUAGAUAUUGUCAAUUAUAUUUACAAUUACAUUUUGUUAAUAAGUUUUACUUCUUUUUUUGUUUUGUUUUUUCUUUCUUCUAAUGACUAAAUUCAUCUUCUCCUUAAAGUUGAAUCUCUCCAAGUAUAUCUAAAUGUGCAUUUCUCACAAUUCAUUGUUAAUACAUAUACAUAUAUAUAUAUAUAUAUAUUACUUACUUAAUUACCUAAGACAGUUACCCCCCUCUAUUCAUAAAAAAUAGUUGUUACUAUUUUUUUCGGUUUCCAUAUGUGCGUGCGUGCGUGUGUGAGUGUGUGUGUGAAUGUGAAUACUAUUCAAAUUAUUGUCACUUUAACAGUUCAGUUAUUUAUAUGUAAUUAAAACAAGAUUUAUCUCUCUAUAUAUAUAUGAAUAUGGAUUUAUAUAUAUAAUAUUACGUAACAAUGUUGUUGUUGUUGUUUGUAACUUAUAUCUAAGUAUUUUUAUUGAAAUAUAAUAAUUGAAUUCCUCUU